Messenger RNA from Mugil cephalus (flathead mullet), 2984 nucleotides. It is a transcript of the gene ythdc1, whose product is annotated as YTH domain containing 1. The transcript is spliced from 16 exons. The coding region runs from base 504 to 2549 and encodes 681 amino acids. Gene Ontology annotation, biological process: regulation of alternative mRNA splicing, via spliceosome; mRNA splicing, via spliceosome. The record is from RefSeq and is a predicted model, not a curated record. Lineage: Eukaryota; Metazoa; Chordata; Actinopteri; Mugiliformes; Mugilidae. Gene Ontology annotation, molecular function: mRNA binding; N6-methyladenosine-containing RNA reader activity. Gene Ontology annotation, cellular component: nucleoplasm.
CUCCAAGAGGGAGCAAAACUAAAAUGAGGAUGUCAGUUCCUUGCCUUUUAUUUAUUUGGUCCUUUUACAGUUUUGUAAAAUAUUCUCAUUUCACUGGUGUUUACUGGGUUUCCUUUGAGACCAUUUGCAUUUAUGGAUGUAAAACUUUUAGAGUAAAAGAUCAUUUUCUGGAGGCCUCGUCCCUCUUUAUAUUUUUUCUUUACUUUUUUGUAAUGUUUCCAUCAUUUAUAUUAUUGUUUCUUUCCAACUGUGACACGGAUAAAAUAAACGGGGCUGCUGUAGUUGCCGCUAUCUGCCUGUAGGUGGCGGUCGUUCACGUCGCUGCUGUUUCUGAGCAGCAGGAGAAGAAGAAGGAGACAAUAGACGCAGUCGCUGUUUUUCUCUUCGCUGCCGCUUUCCGAUGUUUUCACAUUUUUACAGUUUCCUUUGAGAAAAAUAAACAAAAACGUUGUCACCUACAGUGUUACCUGCGCGCGAGGCAGGAGCACGUCACAGCGGGGAAGAUGGCGGCCGACCGGCGCGAGGACAAAGAGGGAGAACUCAGCGUUCUGGAGGAUCUGUUGACAGAAGCUCCAGACCAGGACGACGAACUCUACAACCCCGAGACGGAGCGCGACAUCAGCGACAAGAAAGGAACGAAGAGGAAAAGUGAGCGCUCGGACAGCCAGGACCUGAAGAGGCUCCGCCCCUCUACAGGCCACACCCCCUCCAGAUCAUCCUCCACCAAUAAGAGAGCGCCGGGGCCCUCAGCAACAUCUUCUAAGAAGUUAUCGAGCCCUCGCAGCCGCCAUGUUGCCUCCACCUACCGCCACGAGUACUACGAUGAAAGAAAGGGACGGAGGCCAACCAGGGGGGACACCAGGCCCCGCAGAGGAGAGGACGUCCACCGGAGGGAGUCCCAGAGAGGCCUGGAGGGCCUCAGCCAGUUGAGGCGUGAUGAACGUCCAAGCCCCGCCCCCCGCGAGGAGGCCGACCAAUCUGAGGAUGAGGGGGCGGAGUAUGGAUCAGAACAGGCGUCCGGUAGCUCCUCCCCUGCUGCCUCCCACGUAGAGGAGGAGGAGGAGGAGGAGGAGGAGCAGGAGGAGGAAGAGGAGGAGGAGGAGGAGGAGGAAGAGGAAGAGGAGGGCAUGGAGGAGGAGGAGGAGGAGGAGGAAGAGGAAGAGGAGGAGGAAGGAGAGAAGGAGGAGGAGGAGUACGAGCGGCGCGGAGCUGAAGGGAACGACUAUGACACUCGCAGUGAGGCAGGCGACUCACGCUCCGCCUCCUCCGUCAGUUUCUCUGACGACGGCGAGUCGGCACGGUCAGGCUCCGCCUCCGACGCCUCAGGGUCAGAGAAGAAGCGUGAGAAGCUGUCGUCGUCGGUGCGAGCUGUCCGUAAAGGCCUAGAGAAUCCCACCAGUAAACUACGCUACAUCCUGAGAGACGCUCGCUUCUUCCUCAUAAAGAGCAACAACCACGAGAACGUGUCCUUGGCCAAAGCGAAGGGCGUCUGGUCGACGCUUCCCGUCAACGAGAAGAAGCUGAACGCUGCUUUCCGAUCGGCACGGAGCGUCGUCCUCGUCUUCUCCGUGAGGGAGAGCGGAAAGUUCCAAGGUUUUGCUCGUCUGGCGUCGGAGUCUCAUCAUGGUGGUUCUCCCAUUCACUGGGUCCUCCCUGCCGGCAUGAACGCCAAGAUGCUGGGGGGAGUCUUCAAGAUCGAUUGGCUCUGCAGGAGGGAACUCCCGUUCAUAAAGACGGCCCACCUUUCCAACCCAUGGAACGAACACAAGCCGGUCAAGAUCGGCCGAGACGGUCAGGAGAUUCAGCCGGACGUCGGUGCUCAGCUUUGUGCCCUGUUCCCAUUGGAUGAAAGCGUUGACGUUCAUCUGGUCGCUCGCCGUGUUCGCCACAAACGCCGGACGCCGUCGGAGCCGCGGCCGCGAGGUCGACCACCGCAGCGUGAACCGGGAAGGCGUCGUCCUGAAGAGUUUGACGUCCAUGGAGGCAGGAAGAGGCUUCGAGCCGAUGCUCCUCCAGAUCUGAUCCAGAGAGCAGGCUUCAUCCAGGACCUGAGGAACCAGCCAGUGGACAGGCGAUUCUCCAGCGUCAGACGCGAUGUUUUCCUCAACGGGUCCUACGACUACAUGAGGGAUUAUCAUCACAGUGUCGGCCCCCCAGGCCCCUGGCAGACUCUGGCGACGUAUCCCGGCGUUGAGCAGCAACCCCCCCACCACCCCCCAUACUACCACCACAGUCACCCCCCGCCCCCCCCUCACCAGGCCUACCACCACCACCCUGCCCUUCCCCCACAUGAGGCUCCGCCCCCUCGCUUCAGAGACAAGCAGCGGGUGCCGCCGCAUCGCGCCUUCGCCUCCAGCCCGCACGACUACGACAUGCGAGUGGACGACUUCCUGCGGCGGACGCAGGCCGUCGUUAGCAGCCGGCGAGAACGAGAACGGCAGCGCGAACGAGAGCGUGGCGUCCCUCGCCGCGACAGGGAGAGAGAGAGGGGGCGGGACCGAGAACGAGAGAGAGAGAGAGACAAGGAGAGGGGGCGGUACCGCAGGUGACCUCCUGAUGUCACCUCCUGUCCACGUGGGCUUUUAUUUUUGAAUUUUUGAAUCUAUUUCCUGUUUGUGUUGAAAAUUAUGAAUAAAAAAACGAUCUUGAUGACAUCAUCAGCUGCUUUGUUUCAUGUGAUGACAUCAUCAUCAGCUGCUUUUAUUUUGACCUAUCAGUGAGUGUGAUCUGUGGUUACCAACAUGAUAUGUCAUUGGAUAAACGAGAAGUCACAUGACAGGAAACAGAAAAACAAUCAUUCAUUCUUUUAUUGUGAAAGGUGAUACGCCCUGUUUUCAGAAUAAAGGAGAAAAAUAUCUGAAUAAUCAUUAAAACGCUGACAUUUAUUUUGAAAGAACAUCUGCUUCCUGUUUGUAUUUCCCACUUUGACUGUUGUUACCACGGUGACGACCCGUCUGUUUUCAGAAUAAAAGCUUGCAUUCUCA